AUGCCGUCCGAAUCCAAAUUUAGCAGGGAAAUAUCCAAAAGCAGUAAGUCAGGCUUCUGGUCCGCUUUAAACUUCCACAUCCCCAGGUUUCAUUGCGAACAUACAGUGAUCUCAAAAACAGUUUUAACCGGACCGUCUCCAUCUCCAGCCCGGUCCGUGGCCGUGUUCGAUGUGACCUACACAAACAAGGGGGGAACGAGAUUGAUGAGGUUUUUAAACAUUCUUAGCGGUGCGCAGGUGUUGGUAACGGUAACGGUAGCGGUAGCGGCCCGCUCCCGCAUCCUUCUCGCAUAA
Molecule: messenger RNA, 294 nt
Organism: Nannizzia gypsea CBS 118893
Lineage: Eukaryota; Fungi; Ascomycota; Eurotiomycetes; Onygenales; Arthrodermataceae
Exons: 2
Coding region: 1-294 (97 amino acids)
Source: RefSeq, a predicted model, not a curated record